Molecule: messenger RNA, 2569 nt
Organism: Micropterus dolomieu (smallmouth bass)
Lineage: Eukaryota; Metazoa; Chordata; Actinopteri; Centrarchiformes; Centrarchidae
Product: BMP/retinoic acid-inducible neural-specific protein 3-like
Exons: 7
Coding region: 1-2379 (792 amino acids)
Biological process (GO): positive regulation of neuron differentiation; negative regulation of mitotic cell cycle
Source: RefSeq, a predicted model, not a curated record
AUGAGCUGUCAGAGAAUCAGUCAUAAGCGGCUGUCUCUGCUAUGGGAGCGGGCGGCUCUCAGCCUGUGGCUCUGCUGCUGCUGGACAUCCAGGGCCGCCGCCGGUGGAGCCGCACCCGCCGCCGGACCCGGCGACGGCGCCCGUGGCUCCCUGGACUGGCUGCUGUCGGAUAAAGGGCCCUUCCAUCAAUCCCUGGAGUUCACGGAGGCUGCGGAGAGGUACCAGCAGGGCUUCAGCACCAGAUACAAGAUCUACAGAGAGUUUGGUCGAUGGAAGGUCAACAGUCUGGCGGUGGAGAAGCGGGACAGUAUUGGUGGCAGCGGUGGCCUGGCUCUGCCCCUCGACCCCGACUUCAUGCACACCAUCCGCCAGCUGGGGAGGCGGCCAACCCCCCAGACGAUUACAGAGAGUCUAAUCAAGAAAUAUGGCACCCACCUCCUCCUCUCUGCCACUCUGGGAGGAGAGGAGUCUUUGACAAUAUUUGUGGACAAAAGGAAGCUCAGCCAGGAGUCUUCGCCCCCAGGGGACGAGGGCAGCCAUGGCAGCAACAGGAAGUCAAACACAACGGGGACAGUGACCCUGGAGGCCCUCCACCAGCUGGCUGCUUCUUACUUCACCGACAGAGAGAGCACGCUGCGUAGGCUGCACCACCUCCAGAUCGCAUCCACUGCAAUACGGGUGACAGAAACCAGAACUGGGCCACUCGGGUGCAGCAACUAUGACAAUCUGGACACAGUCAGCUCCGUACUGGUCCACAGUCCAGAAAACAAGGUCCAACUACAAGGGAUGCAAGUCAUCCUACCAGGCUACUUGCAGAACCGCUUCAUUCAAGCGGCACUCAACUACAUCGGCUGUAAAUCUGAGGGCCAGUUUGUUUGCCAGAACAGUGACUGCUGGUGUGAAUGCAGCGUGGACUUCCCCCAGUGUAACUGUCCUCACUCUGACCUGGACACUCUGGAAAACAACCUGCAGCGCAUCAGAGACGCCUGGAGGCUGACCAACCAGGAGUUUGAGGAAUCCGAGGAGUUCCAAAGCUUUGUUGGGAAACUGCCAACCCAUUAUGCUGUAAACACAUCUGUCGUGGAACACUUGUGGAGGACGGAUGUCAGCCUGCCCCAGCGCUACAGGCAGCUGGAGACCAGCAGCAACCAGCUUUUCACCAAAGCUCGCCGCACAGCUAACAAGCUCUUCAUCCUCAGCAAGAGGUGCCGAAAACAGCCCAAAAUAGUCCUGCAGAGGCCGAGGCCUCUGCACUUCUGGUUGAGCUACACCCUCUCCAUUUUAUACUGCAGUGAGAACAACCAGGUUGGUGUUUACAGUGACGAGAGCCACAGCUGCUCCUGCCCCUACAACCAUCCGCCUUGCCAGGGCCUCAUUCCCUGCUCUGUGGGCGACGGUCCCCGCUGUGCGUCCUGUUCCACGGACAACCGGACACGAUGCUCCAGCUGUAACCCCGGCUUCACCCUGACCCAGGGAGCCUGCAGGCCCGCCGUGCCCGACCCUACCGACCCCUACCUGGGCUUGGAGAGUGACCGAGACCUGCAGGAUCUGGAGCUGCGCUACCUGCUCCAGCGGCGCGACCCACGCAUCGCUCUGCAUGCUGUGUUUGUGAGCAACGACGUGCGUGUUAACACAUGGUUCGACCCAUCCUGGAGGAAAAGAAUGCUGCUCACCCUCAAAAGCAACCGGGUGAAGUCCAACCGUGUUCAUAUGCUCCUUGGACUCGCCCUCCAGUUUUGCCUCACCAGAAACAGCACUCUGGAGCCGGCACUGUCUCUGUUUGUCAAUCCUUUCGGGGGCAGCCAUUCAGAGAGUUGGACCAUGCCUAUAGGUCAGCACGGAUACCCUGACUGGGAGAGGACCAAGCUGGAUAUCCCCUUGGACUGCUAUAACUGGACGUUGACACUUGGAAACAGAUGGAAGAGCUUUUUUGAGACGGUUCAUUUCUACCUGAGGAGUCGUAUCAGGGACUCUGUGGGAGCGACAGGAGGAAAUAAGAACACGACAGUGUACUAUGAGCCACUGGAGGCAACAGAGCCAUCUAACAACAUCGGCUACAUGAAAGUGAACAGCAUGCAGCUGUUCGGAUAUAGUGUGCACUUUGACCCCGAGGCCAUCCAGGACCUGAUUCUGCAGAUAGACUACCCAUAUACUCAGGGAUCACAGGACUCUGCCCUGCUGCAGCUGGUGGAGCUGCGCUACAGGGUUAACCGUCUCUCGCCUCCUGGGGCCCCACACGUGGAUCUGUUCGCCUGUCUGCUCCGCCACAGACUCAAACUGUCCAGUGCAGACGUGACCAGGAUACUCACUGCCCUCCAAGCUUUCAGUGCCAGACAACCAAACUACGUAGAGUACGAGGCAAAUAAACUGUGUAGUUAAUGGCCACUAUUUGAUGUUUUGUACUAUUUCCUUGCCACAGACAGGCUUAUAUACUUUGUCAGCUGGAUCCAUUUGUGUCAAGUGUGUGGUAUGUUAUCCAAGGCUUUGUUUUACAUACACCAUGUGCAAUUAAAUUUGAUGUUUUUAUCAUUCCAGUGUAGUUUUAUGGAUUAAAGCCCUUGAAAACUUG